AUAUUCCAGUCUGUCAUGAAACGGUUUGGUCUAUUUAUUCAGGUGGAGAUAGACACGGGUUUGAGCUAUAUAACAAUGAGUAACCCAUUGGAGAGACAGACAGAAGUCCAGCAGGGAUAUCUGAACCCUCUCACUCCAGACAUUCACAACUCUAGCGCAAUGGUGGAAAGAAGCAUCUUGGUUUGUGGUUUAGUUUGGCUUUGCUGCUCUGGCGGACAUGGACAGUCGGACACUACCAUUCCUUGUGAUGAUAAACGUGUAGAGAAUGUUGUAAAUUUAGCUCUUUCCAAGUACAAUGAGUUAUUAACCGAAGGCAGUCAACUGGCUCUUUAUGAUAUCAAGGAGGCUAUAAAGGCUCAGAAUGAAUCGGGGGAGUUUUUUUCUGUGAUGUUUACAAGCAGAGAGACAGAUUGUCCUGUAGGGGGAGACAAAGUCUGGCAACAAUGUAAUUACCUGCAGCAAGUGGAUAAGGUACUCAGAACCUGUCAGGCAAAAGUACUUUUCAAAGAAGCAGGUCAACAAUUACUCGUACAUGACUGUUCAGUUGGUAUUGUUGCUGAGGUUGCACCCUGUCUAGGCUGCCCUGAAAAUAUUCAAAAAAAUCAAGAGGACUUGCAAGAGCCACUCAUGCAUUCUUUGACCAAAGCAAACAGCAUUUUAGAUCACACACAUUUCUUCAUUUUGAUGGAAUUAUCAUCAGCAACAAAACAGGUGGUUGCUGGAUUUAGGUAUAAAUUGCAGUUCUACAUGGAGAAGAGUAACUGUACCAAGUCAGAGUUCGAAGCUGUUACUGACGAGUGCCACUCAGAGGGAUCGGAUCUGGCCAGACCAAAGGUGAGCAUUUGGGGCAUCGUAAAACACCCUGACCUCACAGCAGGAGUCUCACCGGCACCAGCAAGUCUGAUCCAACUGCCCUCUCUUAAGCAUCCUCCAUUUGGUCAGGAUUGAUUCUAACGCCCAACCUUAGACUUCAAAGGAGUCCCUACGACGAGGAUGGAGUGCUCCCCCAUGGAGUACACCAUAUGGCGCCAAAUAGUUUCAUUCCUCUUGAAAUUGUUUGUCUUUUCUCCUUAUCCACAAAAGAAUGUUCUAAAUGGAUAUACCUCUAUAUCUCCAGAUUGUAUGUUUGUUCCCAUGUUAUUCGGACUCACCUAUAACCUCAAAAGCAUGUGUGUUUAGUUGUAUUCUGCUUAUAUUUUCAUUCUUGUACAAACUUCAGGUCAAUGUACUUAUAAUCCUGGCAUGUUUUACAUCUAAAUGUUUCUCUCUUCAUUCCUUGAAAGAUGAUGUAUAUCCUUUUAUGUCAUUCUAAGAGUUUUACAGCGCCAAACUCCUAAGUGAUCCUAAAUGCAAAUGAGCUAAUAAGCGAAACAAAGAAACAUGAUUAAAUCAUCUCAUCGCAUUGGAUCGCCCACCUUGGAGGGGCGUGAACCCCUCAGGCUUAAAACAUCCAUAAACGGAGCAAUCGAGGCUCUUCCGUGUGUUCCCGUUCAAGAACACCUCCUGAGACCUGUCUCUCUCUCUUCGGAGACAGCUUUUCUUCCAGCAGCUACUACGGCUAACUUCGUCCUACCUUCGUCAGCCAAUCCCGGCUCUAAGAAAGAAGCUGACGGACUCACCCGCUUGCUUUGAAACCAUCAGGACUCUGAGAACACUUUUCCACGGGCACAAAACCUUGUCCAAGCACACUCAAAGGAAACCAAUGCAAGUAUAGAAACUAUAUUCUAAACAGCUGCGUUUAAGCCGUAACCCCUUUUUACAAGGAGACUGUCCUCGAUGGUUCAUGCAGAUGUGAAUAGCUGUUUGUAAUACAGCCACUCUUUGCUUUGUCUUUUUCUUCCAUUUCUUUACUGCUUUUACAUUUCAUGUUUGUUUGUUAGCGUUUGUUAUUUCUUAGUGUGUCGGUUUGUUUUCCCUAUAGUGGUGUAUAACGCUCAAAUUGUUGCUGUGUUUCUUUAUCACAUAUUAACGUCACUUAAACUGCUUGAUUUCGUUAUAAUUUCUGGAGCGGUACUGUACUACAAUCAGAGUGUUAUGUUUCCAAGGCCAGGAAAGUAAUAUUUCUUAGAUUUGAUAUACGAUCUGCUGAUCAUUCGCUGGACGAGUGCAUUUAGUUUGUCGCUAUUAUUAGGUCUACUGCAUCAGGUUUAAAGUGUAUUAAAUAGGUGUAGUUAAUCACCCUUAAUUAUACGUAUUUUACUGUGAUCAAAUUAAUAGUUUUCCCCGAAAUACAAUACACCACUAAGUAGUGUUUACUGUAACUUCAGCAGCUCCAGGCAUGUGAACAAAAGCACCAAUCUCGACCAGUUUUUAACAUGACGUGUCAAACAAAAAAACAAGCCAGAGGCUUUUGAAAUCAAAAGAAGCUUUUAUGCCUGCCGUUUAGCACGUCGGUGUGAACACCUACAAGGGCGCCCUUUGUAUAGUCACGAGGCUUUAAACAUCGACGAUAAAUGCGUGUGAUUAUCGUCCCGGUGUGGACAAGUUUACAGUAAAAGACUCGUUCUGUGUGAUCGACCCUUUAAAAGGCCAAAAACCUCAAAAGACCACAUUGCAAUCUUAAAAAAUGUAAAAUAGUUCAAUAUUAUGUUUGGAAUUGCUAAAAGAAACAUUUUCUGUAUUGUACAAGGUAUACGUUUUAAACUAUUACCUUUUCAAUAAUCCAGCCUGGUAAAGUUUAUGGAAAACAUUUAAUGGAUUAUAAAAACUGUUUUAAAAAGUUAUUUCUAUUGACGAAUAAAGGGAAAAUAUACUUGUCA
Messenger RNA from Triplophysa dalaica, 2759 nucleotides. RefSeq names its product kininogen 1 (gene kng1). Bases 16 to 948 code for a protein of 310 amino acids. Gene Ontology annotation, biological process: negative regulation of endopeptidase activity; positive regulation of cytosolic calcium ion concentration; negative regulation of blood coagulation. The record is from RefSeq and is a predicted model, not a curated record. NCBI's taxonomy places the organism in Eukaryota, Metazoa, Chordata, Actinopteri, Cypriniformes, Nemacheilidae. Gene Ontology annotation, molecular function: cysteine-type endopeptidase inhibitor activity. The transcript has 7 exons. Gene Ontology annotation, cellular component: blood microparticle; extracellular region.